Messenger RNA from Austrofundulus limnaeus, 399 nucleotides. Its product is annotated as metalloproteinase inhibitor 2. The record is from RefSeq and is a predicted model, not a curated record. NCBI's taxonomy places the organism in Eukaryota, Metazoa, Chordata, Actinopteri, Cyprinodontiformes, Rivulidae. Gene Ontology annotation, molecular function: protease binding; metalloendopeptidase inhibitor activity. Gene Ontology annotation, biological process: negative regulation of endopeptidase activity; response to cytokine; response to hormone. Gene Ontology annotation, cellular component: extracellular matrix.
AUGAUGCCUGCCUUCCAGGCUCUCUGCAACCCAGAUUUUGUAAUCAGGGCAUAUGUCACUGGAAAGGCAGAGGUUGACAGUGGAGCAAUGAAAAGUAUCAGAUAUUACACUCAUACCAUCGAGGUGUUCAAACAGCCUAUUGAGGAAAUUGUUGCUGUUUACUCUUCCUUGGAGUGUUUAGCCACUUUGCAGUCUGAUUGGGCAGAGUAUCUCAUCACAGGUAGUAUGGAAGCUGAUGCGAUGGUGCACAUCACAAGGUGUAACUUCAUAAAGCUGUGGGAUAAGUUGAGUGCCGCUGAGCUGGACCUGCUUCAGAACUUUCAGGACAGGUGUAGAUGAACAUUGAAGAUCUAUAUUGUUUCUGAAAUGGUCUCAAAUAAAAAUAAAACCAAAAGGUUA